AAACCGUUAUUUGCGUUCCUUCUGGGCGCCCGGGGAGCAUGCGCAGUGAUUCAACAUCACGCAGUGGUGAAAUCGUACCAGACCGUUAAAACAUCGUAACACAAGGCAUGGCUGAACAAAGAAGCAAGGAAUACACGCCUCCUGUGUUCAGCUUCACGGACGAAACAACCCCGAGUACAAGACGUGACGAUACCCAGGACGUUUCAUCUACUCGGCGUGCCUACACAACGUGAGCUUCACCACUUGUAAAACUUUCAUUGACUGCUGUCACUCGCAGUCGCGACGCAGAAUGAAGGCACUAACCGACUGCGCAUGCGCGAACAUUCAACAACAUCCUGUCUCAGAAAGACGCUAGUACACCGGAGCGUCCGCAUCAGCCAUGACUGAAGAACGAAACGGUGGACACGCGCCUCCCGCGUUUACCUUCAUAGACGAAGCAACCCCGGGUACAAGCCGUGAAGGCGGUGAGGGUGCUUCAGGCACUUUGGACGAUUACACUAAAUGCCUUCUGCUCUACCUGGAUGCACAGAGUCAAAUGCCAAUACGCAUGCCUGAUCCUACGAUUUGUGACGGAUAUAUCAAUGACGCGUGGAAGUCGUUGAACAGCCGGAAUGAUGCCAGUGACGUCAAUGAUGCCACUGACAGCGGAAGCACCAACUACACGCCUGUCGUGUCCACCGCCAGUGUCGAUGACGCAAGGCCCAGUACGAGCCACGCUGGCAUGGACAACCUAUCGUGCACUGCGAAAGACACCGCCAGGAAUGCUACUGGAACCAGAGAAAGGGAACAGCAAGAGUCCUGCGCUGCCUCUGGCAAGGAUUCCAGCAGACCGGAUGCAUUACCCGGCCAUGCCAACGGACCCACGGGCGAUAAAGUCCCAAUUUGCACAAAUUGCAAUCAAUGGUCUGAGAAGAAGUCGAAGGGGAAAUGCGAAACAUGUGGCAAACUGAUAAGACAGGCUCGCAAUCUAGCUGCAAAUAACCGCACACAUACAGGCGAGAGACGCUACAACUGCAAAUCAUGCGAUAAAUCGUUCGCGCAUAGGCAGACUCUCUAUAAUCAUAAACAGAUUCACACAGGAGUGAAACCCCACAUCUGCGAAAAAUGCACUAAACCAUUCAAAAGCAAAAGGGAACUUACCGUUCAUCUCAGGUCGCACAGUAGCGACAAGCCUUUCGUUUGUGAAAUCUGUAAUCGCUCCUUUACGCGCAACGGAAGUCUCAAAGGUCACCGUCAAAGAAUUCACGAGGGUAAAAUGCCGUAUCAGUGCAAGCAGUGCGGAUUUCGCUUCGCAAAGAAACAAGGCCUCGACGCACAUUUGUGCCAGAAUAUUGCGUGCUGAUUACGUGGAGAUGCAUUUGAACUGACUGCACACCUCGAGACACAUAUGGGUGGUCAGUCGUAAGGGUGGUUCUAGUGCGCAGGUGAGGAAUAUCGGAGGAAAAUCGGCAGCGGCUUUUGCAUCGCAAAGUAGGACUGAAGCCACGCGAGAAAACAAAGCUGACAUUCUCCCAUAGGAGUGAGAACCUAAACGCGUAGUGGGAAGAUCCCAUAUUCUUUCAAUGUUUAAAAUGGCUGAGUAAUAUGCACGAUGUAAACGAUGCCAUCUGGUAUUUUAGAAAUUACGAGACAAGACUUCGUCGCCAGAAGUAUUUGGGGUGCUUCAAUAUCCAAAGAAUGGUGCGGGUACUGGCCAGCUCUCGUUGUUGGCAUAACUGCACGCGUUUCUUGAGAACGUAGCUGUAGCAAGCUCAUUUUAGGACAAACCCUAAUGGGCUGCAAGUUCGCGUUUAGUGUAACUAGAGGGUAGAAAUGUCCGCUCAAAAUUCUUGACUCAUGUUGUGAGAAAUUAUUUUCGCGAGCGUUCCGACAGUGGUUUAUUAAAUAAGCACUAAUGGACCCCCUACUUCACGAUUUUGGAG
Molecule: messenger RNA, 1922 nt
Organism: Dermacentor albipictus
Lineage: Eukaryota; Metazoa; Arthropoda; Arachnida; Ixodida; Ixodidae
Source: RefSeq, a predicted model, not a curated record